Molecule: messenger RNA, 624 nt
Organism: Paecilomyces variotii
Lineage: Eukaryota; Fungi; Ascomycota; Eurotiomycetes; Eurotiales; Thermoascaceae
Product: uracil phosphoribosyltransferase
Exons: 2
Coding region: 1-624 (207 amino acids)
Source: RefSeq, a predicted model, not a curated record
AUGAUUGCCGACUCGUCCUCUCUUCCAGGAAACGUUCGCGUCUCAUCCAAUCCGUUUGUCCAGACCAAGGUCAACCAUCUUCGCGACCGUAAGGUGAACAGUGCUGGCGUACGAAUUACCACCGCUGAGAUUUCACGCAUCCUGGCCGUCGAAGCAACUAAAGAUGCGAACCCCACAGAGAAGGUUGGGUUGAUAGUUGUCUUACGCUCUGGGUUAGCGAUGUGCGAUGCAUUCUUGUCACAAUUCUCCCCAGACGCAGACGUUGUCGUUUACCACAUCGGCAUGUUCCGCGAGCGAGCGUCCCUGCAGCCAGUCGAAUAUUAUAACAAGCUUCCGAACACCAAUCCAGAUAUCAAGCGAGUAUACAUAGUGGAUCCGCUGGUUGCAACAGGUGGCACUUCAGAAGCUGUCAUUGAGAUCUUGAGAGACUGGGGAGUUGAACAUAUUACCUUUGUUUGCAUCCUUGCUAGCAAAACUGGCCUUGAGAGAGCGGCUGCUGUAUGGCCAGAAGGGACAGACUUCGUGGUGGGUGCCAUUGAUGAAGGCAUUGACGAGAAGGGGUUCAUUGUGCCUGGGAUAGGUGACAUCGGUGACCGAUUAUUCGGGACUGGUGAUUCGAAAUAG